AUGACUAAGUGCGAAUUCGACGACGAUCUGUUGCUGCAAAGCACCACGGACAAACUGGUCAUGGCUCGCGGCUACACGGCCGUCGGUACGCUCGUCAUCUCCCUCGUAUUCUUCUCGUUCGCAUUCGCCAACCUCUACCGGAAGUAUGCCCGCUUCCACAAGGAGUGCGCCUGCUGCUCCAGGUUUUUUGUGGACUACUUCGCAAAUCCGUUUUUCCUGCUCGCCCUAAUCUCUCUCCUACCGCUCGUCUCGUACGUCCUAAUCUUGCCCCGUUACUCGCAUGUCGGGGCAAAGUACGAUGACAAACAUUGCAAACUGCCAGGGUACCUCUUGCUGUGGUUCGAGUCCUCAGAGACGUUGGGGCUCGCUGCAUUCUCCGUCUACCUUCUCUUAUACAUUGAAUUCCACACGAAGAAGAGCGCAAUGCUACAGCCCAGAGAAUACGAACCGAUUAUGAGGAGGAAUCGUCUCAGACUCGGUCGAAAUAACUACGGUACGCAGCAAACGGACGAGGUUGAGUACAUGGCAAGGAUUCCAAAGGCUACCUGGCCAUACUGGUGCCACCGCGGUUUCUCGAUCCUUGUCUUUGCAAUCAUUAUUCUAGUGUGUGGACUGUAUACCUGUCCGUAUAUCGUCAAAAAACAAGGCCCAUCAGGGGAGGGCGUAUCGGAAGACGAAGAAUUUAAAUACGGGCUCGAUGGCCCGUGGUGCUGGAUCAAGCCAGCUGAGGCACAAAAACACUUUUGGUUUCUCGAAGAGUGGAUGUACAUGGGGCUCGGUUCCGUAGCCUUACUUGCAGCAUUCGCCGUUCUUCUCUGCGCGAUACUCUUACCGCAGAACUCAAGGGUUCGAAUAAUAUGCCGGUGCCCAAAGUGGGACAAAACGAUCAUCGUUCCUUUUUUGAUCUUCUUUCUCUACUUUGUGCUUCAGUUUGCACUGAUGGCGGUCGAGAUACUCGUGCGGAUCUGCCACAACAGCGACAGUGCGUUGUGGUUUACAUACGCAAUCGGCAAACCGUUGUCAAAGAUUCUGGUGGUAUGGGCUGCACUUCAGCUGAUGUCUACCAGCUACAGAAUGGGAGGGAGAGAGGUUAUAGUAGCUGAAACUUGAGGUUUAGUGAUACCUGAGGAUGUAUAUAUAGUAUGUUUUUGUUGCACUGUCAUAACAUCCACCCUUUCUUGGGGUGGUCAUGCAUAGUGAGGGUGGCGUGUAUAUAUACAUAGUGGACCUAGGGUGAAAUAGUAUGGGGAAGAUUUGCAGACAUGGGAGUGGAAAAUCAUUGGUUCAUUGCAAUGCAGAUUUAUGGACUGUGAAUAUUCGUGCAUUCUGUCAAGGGAUGGUGAAGAUUAGUAGACAGUGAGGGUCUUGCUAUUAAUUGUCAUUGCGGAG
Geodia barretti is the source of this 1389-nucleotide messenger RNA. The record is from the annotation of a GenBank genome assembly. NCBI's taxonomy places the organism in Eukaryota, Metazoa, Porifera, Demospongiae, Tetractinellida, Geodiidae.